CGCACAUUACUGCUCAUCAUCCCAACAUUUAGGGUAUCUUCUGAUAUUCGAUAAUGGCUGAGCAACCAGACUCUGCUCCGCAAAGUUCGUCGUCAUCGUCGAGUGCUGCUCCUCUCGGUCAUUCUGUAAUUCCAAUCGUCAAUAAACUCCAAGACAUAUUCGCUCAGCUCGGUAGCACGUCCAUGAUCGAGUUGCCUCAGGUUGCCGUUGUCGGAAGUCAAAGCAGCGGGAAAUCCAGUGUCCUCGAAUCUCUUGUUGGAAGGGAUUUUCUUCCCAGGGGUUCAGAUAUUUGUACACGAAGGCCUUUGGUGUUGCAGUUAGUGCAGACGAAACGAAAACCCGAUGGGACUGAGGAGGAGUACGGCGAGUUCUUGCACUUGCCAAAGAAGAGGAUUUAUGACUUCUCUGAGAUACGUAGGGAAAUUCAGGCAGAAACUGAACGGGAAGCAGGAGGAAACAAGGGUGUUUCAGACAAACAGAUUCGUCUAAAGAUCUACUCUCCAAAUGUUCUUGAUAUCACAUUGGUGGAUUUGCCUGGAAUAACAAAAGUACCGGUUGGUGACCAACCAUCUGAUAUUGAGGCACGGAUUAGAACGAUGAUAUUGUCUUACAUCAAACAUCCAAGUUGUUUAAUUUUAGCAGUUACACCAGCAAAUUCAGACUUGGCAAAUUCAGAUGCACUUCAGAUUGCAGGCACUGCUGAUCCUGAUGGUUAUCGGACUAUUGGUGUAAUAACAAAGUUGGAUAUUAUGGACAGAGGCACUGAUGCCCGUAAUUUUUUGCUUGGAAAAGUGAUCCCACUUCGACUUGGUUAUGUGGGUGUCGUGAACCGCAGUCAAGAGGAUAUCAUUCAGAACCGGAGUAUUAAGGAUGCACUUGUUUAUGAGGAGAACUUCUUCCGCAGUCGUCCUGUAUACAAUGGUCUUGCUGAUCGUUGUGGCAUUCCUCAGUUAGCGAAGAAGUUGAACCAGAUUUUAGUACAACAUAUUAAGACUGUACUUCCGGGGUUAAAAUCACGCAUAAGUUCUGCAUUGGUUGCUGUGGCAAAGGAGCAUGCCAGCUAUGGAGAAAUCACUGAAUCAAAAGCUGGACAAGGGGCUCUUCUCUUGAACAUUCUUACAAAAUAUUCUGAAGCCUUUGCUUCAAUGGUGGAGGGGAAAAAUGAACAGAUGUCGACAUCAGAGUUGUCGGGAGGAGCACGAAUUCAUUACAUCUUCCAGUCAAUCUUUGUGAAGAGCUUGGAAGAAGUGGAUCCAUGUGAUGAUUUAACUGAUGAUGACAUUCGUACUUCUAUUCAGAAUGCAACUGGUCCAAAAUCUGCUUUAUUUGUACCUGAGGUGCCAUUUGAGGUUCUUGUUCGAAGGCAGAUAUCCCGUUUAUUAGAUCCAAGCCUUCAGUGUGCAAGGUUUAUCUAUGAUGAGUUAAUAAAGAUGAGCCAUCGUUGUCUGGGCAGUGAACUCCAGCGGUUUCCCAUUCUCAGAAAGCGCAUGGAUGAGGUUAUUGGAAACUUUUUGCGAGAAGGCCUUGAACCUUCAGAGACAAUGAUUGGACACAUUAUUGAGAUGGAGAUGGACUAUAUUAACACUUCACACCCGAAUUUUAUUGGUGGGAGUAAAGCUGUAGAGAUUGCACUCCAGCAAAUCAAGUCCUCGAGAGUACCUGCAGCUUUACUGAGAGCAAAGGAUGGGGUAGAUUCUGAUAAAGUACCAGCCUCCGAGAAAAGUCUGAAAUCUCGAGCCAUUCUUGCUAGAUCAGCAGCGAAUGGAAUUGUUGCUGAUCAUGGAGUUCGGCCUGGUGCAGAUAGUGAAAGAACUGGUAUAUCAGGAAAUACCACUGGCCCAAGUUGGGGAAUUUCAUCAAUUUUUGGCGGGGGCGAAAACCGUACAUCUGCAAGAGAGAGUUCUAUAGGCAAGCCAUAUAAUGAACGUGUUCAAAUGUUGGAGCACUCCAUGUCUAUGAUCCAGUUGAAAGAGCCCCCAACCAUCUUGAAGCCCUCAGAAACCCAUUCUGAGCAGGAGUCAAUCGAAAUAACAGUCACAAAACUGCUAUUGAGGUCAUAUUAUGACAUUGUCAGGAAGAACAUAGAAGACGCUGUUCCUAAAGCAAUUAUGCACUUCCUGGUCAACCAUACAAAACGAGAGCUGCACAAUGUCUUCAUUAAAAAACUUUACAGAGACAACCUUUUUGAAGAGAUGCUGCAGGAACCUGAUGAGGUUGCAAUGAAAAGGAAGCGGACUCGAGAUACACUCAAAGUUUUGCAACAAGCUUUCCGGACAUUGGAUGAGUUACCUCUUGAAGCUGAAACAGUUGAGACGGGUUACAGUUUGGCCACUGAUCCAACUGGAUUGCCAAAGAUCCACGGGCUUCCUUCAUCAUCUUUCUAUGCUACAAGCAGUGAUUCCAGUUUCCACAUGUCUUCACCAAAGAACCCAAAGUCCCGGAAGUCAUCUCACUCAGGGGAACUACAAUCGCCAGUGCAUGCAAAUACAGAUUCGAAUGGCGGUGGACGCCACUCCAUACUGGGGUCCUACCCAACAGUUGAUCUGUAAGCAAUUGAAACAGCAUGUCAAGCAGGGUUUUGUUGGUAAUCUAGUAUAUUCAUUUUGUUCCCUUUCUCACAUUUCAAGAUAUGUGAGAUAUUUACCUGCUAGAAUUCUUUGAACAAAGAGUUUAUAUCUUCUUUCAGCAAGAUUUUUGUCUUUCGUACAAAUCCCCGUGUAUUUCUUCAUCAGUCCAGCGAUAUUCCCCAUAAAAUAAUAAUUACAGCCACGCCUCUGUUUUACAAGAAAGCUCAACCAUUAUUUUCUUGUUGGUAGUCUCAUGUUGAGGAGUUAUCUCCACCAAAGUGCUUGAGCCAGUUUACAUCUGGGGGUAAGAGAUCCUCAUAAACUCCUUUUAAAUUGAAAGAACCCCAUGACUCUUUCCAGCUGAUCGUAUAUGCUCAUUUUUGCAGUGACGAUACUUUUGGUUAUUGCCCA
Molecule: messenger RNA, 2978 nt
Organism: Telopea speciosissima
Lineage: Eukaryota; Viridiplantae; Streptophyta; Magnoliopsida; Proteales; Proteaceae
Product: dynamin-related protein 3A-like
Exons: 20
Coding region: 54-2549 (831 amino acids)
Cellular component (GO): microtubule; membrane; cytoplasm
Molecular function (GO): GTPase activity; GTP binding; microtubule binding
Source: RefSeq, a predicted model, not a curated record